AUGAUCGGCUUGCACGAGCGCGGGCCAGCGUCGCCGAGGGCGCCCCCCACCACUUCCGUGGGCGUAGCGCCGCCCACAGUGGGCGGCCGACUGCGCGACCGCGCCGCCAUCGCCGUCGACUACUACAACGGGCGGGUGCAGCGCGCUUGGGCGGACGCCGGGCUGGGCGUAGGCGGAGCCAGUCACCGGGCCUCCUUCAACGACAGGCACGGAGAGAAGGGCGGGGCGGGCGGCAGGAAGGCGGAGUACUUGCAGGCCGACCACCUUUGCAGGAGCAAUUCCAGCUUGGAGCUCUUGGACCACUCGGGCCAGCUGUCGCAAUCCGAGGCGCCGUUUUUGAGGCGCGAGUACGGCAGCCACGGCUCGAUCGACGUGGUCGAGAGGGGAGCGCCGCACGGUGGCAAAAACGGCGCUCGACAUGUCUCCAACGAGUUCUUCCAGAUGCUGCAGGACUAUCGACCCGCGGGGCUAGUCGGCACCGAUCAACGGUCGCCGGGACCUUCGGAAUACCUUCGAGGAAAGGUAGAAGGAGGUGCGGAGGAGGGUCACGUGCCGCACAGCCCGAAGCACCGCACCAAGGGCAAGAAGCUCUUCUGGGCCAAUGCGUCCGGAACGAAGCAGGCUAUGGACGACAGCACGAUGAACUGCUCAUCGACGUCCAUCAACAGUUCCGCUGCCGUGGAAACGGACGAGAUCGCCAGGAGGAGGGCUUUCGCCCACUACGACUGCCAAUCGCUGACCACGAACUUGAGGCUGCGAAUGAAUUUGCUGGCGAGGCGAAGAAACACCACCACUGGCGCUUCUGCUGCCUCGAUGUUGACCAGAUCUUCCACUCCCGACGGCGACAGUGAGGAUGAUUGCGGCGAUGGCAACAGCAACGACCUGGUGGACAGUUGUCCGUUUUUUCGCAACGAAACGGGAGGCGAAGAAGAACGGAUUGUUAGCCUGUCCAGGCUACAGAACGGGGGCCACAGCAGGAAACCGCUGCAUAGGCCGCCUCUCGCUUACGGGGUCGCCGUAUUGGAGUUCGCCCCUGGCAAGACGCACUGGAGGCAUUCCACGUGCCCCUACCAAAGAUUUCCGAGGCCCAUCGAAAACAUCGAUCAGGGAGCGUUGUAUUACAAGAAGUUCUUCGUCGGUCAAGAACAUCAAAAUUGGUUUGGAAUGGAUGAACGACUGGGGCCCGUUGUGAUAUCUAUAAAAAGAGAAAAAGUGAUACAUCCUGAAAAUCAGUUGACAACAACUCUUAUGCAAUAUCAAUAUAGAUUAGUGGUGCGCACGUCCGAACUGCACACCCUCCGAGGCGCCGUCUUGGAGGACGCCGUGCCGCACAUCAAACCGUCCGGCAACGCUGCCAAAUCGCUCAACGCCAAAGAGGUGCUCGAAUACGUCACGCCCGAGGUGCAGCUCGGCUGUCUCCGGCUCGGCUUCAAUAGCAAGCAGGUCGUCGACCAGAUACUCAAGCUCGACGAACAGGGCCUCACCAACCACUAUAAGGUAGGUGUGAUGUACUGUAAGGCGGGCCAAAAUACCGAAGAAGAAAUGUACAAUAAUGAAGAAGCAGGUCCAGCUUUCUUAGAGUUUCUAGAAACGAUCGGCAAGAGAGUAAGACUGCAAGGAUUUGAUAAGUACAAAGCUGGAUUGGAUAAUAAAACCGACUCGACCGGCCUCUACUCUGUGUACGCCCAAUACCAAGAGUGCGAGGUCAUGUUCCACGUUUCGACCCUGCUGCCAUUCACCAAGAACAACCGGCAGCAGCUGCUGCGCAAACGCCACAUCGGCAACGACAUCGUGACGAUCGUCUUUCAGGAACCGGGGGCGCUGCCAUUCACGCCCAAGGGCAUCCGGUCGCAGUUCCAGCACGUGUUCGUCGUGGUCAGCGCCAUCGAUCCCUGUACGGAGAACACGCACUACAAGGUGGCUGUGAGCAGGUCAAGGGACGUCGAGGUGUUCGGCCCGCCGAUCAAAGAAGGCGGGAUAUACCCGAAGGGCAAGGUGUUCCAGGAAUUCCUGCUGGCCAAGGUGGUGAACGCCGAGAACGCCGCCCACAGAUCGGAGAAGUUCGUCACUAUGGCGACGCGCACGCGCCAGGAGUACCUCAAGGAGCUGGUCGUCAACCAUUCGACCAGCACCAUUCUCGAUACGGGGCAAAAAUUUUCCAUAUUCAGUACCAAAAAGAAAGAAAAAAUCCGUCACCGGUUCAUACCGGACCUAUGCCAAAGAGGUGCCAUUUUGUGGCAAGUAUUAUUAGACGAUAGCGGCCAAGGACAGCAGAUCGAAUGCUUCCUCGGUAUAUCCUCGGACACGUUCGUGCUGAUCGAGGAGACAUCCAAACAGAUCGUUUUCGUGACGCCGUGCAAGUCGGUGUUGGGCUGGUCGCCGCAAACGAACAGUUUGAGGCUGUACCACCACCAGGGGGAGUGCAUGACGAUACACAUGCGCGAUUCGCACGCCGACAGAGACGAGCUCAUGGAGAUCAUGGACAGAUUGAAGGCUGUCACGUUCGGACAUCUCGCGCAGGAGGUGACGAUCAGCCGCAACAUAAUGGGCCAGCUGGGCUUCCACGUGCAGCCAGACGGUGUGGUGACGCUGGUGGAAAUGCACGGGCAGGCGUGGCAGGCAGGGCUGCGUCAGAACUCCAGGCUCGUCGAAAUCUGCAAGGUUGCCGUAGCGACUCUCACCUACGAUCAAAUGGUGGAUUUGCUGAAGACAUCCGUUACUGUGAUGCUGACUGUGAUACCGCCGCUGCCUGACGGCUCGCCAAGGAAGGGCUGUACGCUGCAGAACUGCAAGUACAACGAGACGAACUACGAGGGCGACUACGAUAACACGAGCACCGCCCACACGGGAGGCGGCGGCGAGGACCCUUCGGACCCGCCCGGCAACAAGGGGGCGGGUCGUGGGGCGGGCGGACAGGCGCACUCGGGCGGCCAUCAUAGGCGCGUCUACGAGCGCAGCUUCUCGCCGCCGAGGAGCAGCAACAGCUCUGGGUACGGCACGGGGAGCAGCAGCAAGAGUUUUCACGGGGUAGAGGGGGGUGGGAGGUACCAGGGGAACGGGGUUGAGGGAACCUUGGCCAGUUUGUCUAGCGUCCAUUCCGGUGAGGGCGACAAGUGGUACGACAUCCUGCAGGAUUUCGAGGCGCCGUUCGUCCCCCUCAAAACCCACCAGCACUCCUCCACCUCCUCCUCCUCCUCUUGCACCAACGUCCGCCACGUGAACAACACCUUUCCGGGCACGCCGAAGCGCAACGACGUCCAUCAGGCGGGCCACGGUCACCACCACUACACCAUCCAACACAACAAGGUACAGAUGAGCAAUUCGUUGCCGCUGCAGCACGUGGAUGUGUCGCAGCCAUUGAGCGCUGUCGUUCACAACAAUGCGAACGAGCUGGAAUUGUACAAACGACAUAAGAACAACAUCAUCAAACAGCAUAACGACAGACUGAGACAGGAGAGCGAAUAUGCGUAUGCUAGAUCCCAGAAAUUUUCCGACUACGCCACGUCGGACUUCCACAAACUGGGCGUGGUAGGCCUACCCCUGCCCUCGGGCGACACUAUCCACUCGGCGGGCAGCUCGAUCAGCGACCGCCUCAACCUGCUCGGCGUAGGCGGGGCGGCCAGCGAGGACGACCUGUCGACGGGCAGCGCGGGCGGGGGAUCCCCGAGGGCGGCACGACGGGCGGCCAAACAUGCAAAUAACUCGCCCUCGGGUUAUUCGGCCAGCAAUAGGACUCACAGUCCGAGGUCGGCGAACGGCGAGGCGAAGUUGAGGCCGGGAGUGACGGCGAGAUCGUCGAAUCGGAAUAGCGCCAAUUUGUCCACGGCGUUUCAGGAGGAGUUGUUGAGGUUGAUCAAUCCGGACAACAUCGAAGCUACGUCCGGCGAUCACCCCAAAGACCCGAAAACGCAUUCGUCCUCGCGAGAUAACCUCAAUCAGCCGAUCAGUCUUCACCGUACGCAACCGGAAGUCAUCCUGACCACUGCCCGACCGGCCACUGUAAUUUCUAACUCUAGUACCACGUCCAGCCCUUUGCCCCAAGAAGUAAAAACACUGAAGUCCCAAGAGGAGUUGUCAGGGCGCUUGAAAUCCAAACCGCCGCUAAGUUUCCCCGAUGACUUUCCGCUGCCCGAGGACAGCGAUUGGCCCAGCUUGGUGGACACCGCGACCAGCUUCAUGAACCAGGUGGGAGGCGGAGGAGGAGGAGGAGGUUCCGCCUCGGAGGGGGGUAUGAUGAAGGAGCGGGAGACCGGCGGGUAUUGGAACGGCGAGGAGGCGGCCAUCGAUGCGUCCAUCACGUCAUCGGUGAGUUCGAGUACCAGCGUGCCCGAGCUACAAAACCACGUCGCUGAAUUGGAACUCAAAGUGAACAGGGAGACGAGACGACGAAAGUCGUUGGAGAACGAGGUGAGACGACUGACCGACGAGAACAGAAAGUUGCAGGAUCAGGCGAACGCGGCCGUGCAACAGCUCAGAAAAUUCACUGAGUGGUUCUUCAAAAACGUGAAGAAACAGUGA
Phaedon cochleariae (mustard beetle) is the source of this 4518-nucleotide messenger RNA. NCBI's taxonomy places the organism in Eukaryota, Metazoa, Arthropoda, Insecta, Coleoptera, Chrysomelidae. The record is from the annotation of a GenBank genome assembly.